GUAGAAAAUGUUGAUGAAAGUUUUAUUUAAUUCACCUUGUCCGAAGCGAACAGACGUUUACGCCCAUGUCUGCGGUAAUGAAAACUCUCGUAAUUGUGGUUACCUUGCUGGUGACUCUCUCUGAGGCAGGAUCGAUAGCUCGCGCAGAAGUGAAUCCUGUCGAUGUCGUUUUUCAGCUGUUUACUCGUGCAAACCCAACCCGAGCACAGCUUCUUUACUUGAAUGAUGAUGCCGUACUCGGACAGUCGUAUUACAACCACAGCCUGCCAACGAAGCUUAUCGCUCACGGUCAUUACGGCUCUCCUACAUUAGCUUACUCCAUGAGAGAUGCUUAUUUGGAGAAAGAAGAUUGCAAUGUCAUUUCGGUUGAUUGGUCGGUGCUCGCUGCCGGGGAAUACGUCAUGGUUGCGCAGAAUGGCGUUCCCACUGCUGGAUUGACGACGGGGGAAUUCGUGAACUAUCUGAUCAUAAAAGGAACGCCAUUAAAUGCCUUCCACCUGAUUGGCUUCGACAUGGGAGCCCAUGCGGUUGGUAAUGCUGGCGCUGCGGUGACUUCCGGCAAAGUCCCAAGAAUCACUGGUUUAGAUCCGAUUGAAGCAUAUUUUUCGCUCGAAUACGUUGAUGCACGUCUCGAUACGAACGACGCAUUAUUCGUCGAUAUCAUCCACACCCAAGUCACAUAUUCCAUUCCUAUCGGACAUGUCGAUUUUUUCCCGAAUGCUGGACUGGUUCAACCGGGUUGCCCCGACCCGGACACUACCUGUUGCAGUCAUUGUCGUGUGAUCGAUUUGUUUGCAGAAUCAAUUAGCAAUCCAACUGGUUUCGACUCUUUACGUUGCAGCUCUUGGGAAAAUUACGUGGACGGUUCUUGUGCUUCCAACAACCAUGCAUUCAUGGGCGAAAAUGUUAAUGUCAACGCUCGUGGAUCGUUUUACCUUAUCACAAAUGGACAAUCCCCGUACUCCCAAGCUUGACUCUGACCCCUACUGACGUUACGACUAUUCGGUUUAACGACAUAUUACUUCUUCGAGAAUUCAACUGUAAUGUAGUAUUUUGUUCAAAUUAAAUUCAAGUCUUUAUGAGCAUUUA
Molecule: messenger RNA, 1089 nt
Organism: Daphnia magna
Lineage: Eukaryota; Metazoa; Arthropoda; Branchiopoda; Diplostraca; Daphniidae
Product: phospholipase A1 member A
Exons: 8
Coding region: 66-974 (302 amino acids)
Biological process (GO): lipid metabolic process
Molecular function (GO): lipase activity
Source: RefSeq, a predicted model, not a curated record